UGUACACCUUUGCUCAGCCUAGAAAAACUCCCGGAUCCCAUCCUCUCUGCAUCCUAGGAAGCAGCAGUGGAGAGGGAAAACAAAACCCAUUCCUUUAAGAAAGAUUCCGCCUCCUCUCUUCUAAGCAAGCGCCUCAUGGUAAUUGUGGAGUCUCUACUAAGUCACACACUCUACUACUCAGCAUUGGGAGCCGCUGCCGCCGCUGCUCCGGGGCUGCAGUGGGUUUCUGUGCAGCACUGCAGAAUCCACACCUAGGAAGGGAAGACAGACACACAACGUCUACUACCCUGUACACAAGGAAGCUGUGGAUCGUCUGCGGAGAACAGAACUUGAAACAUGAGUUCAGAUACCAGCCAAGCUGUGAUCACUACUCCUCCUCCUCCUAGCAUGCCGCACAAAGAGAGAUAUUUUGACCGGAUCAAUGAAAAUGAUCCAGAAUAUCUUCGAGAAAGGAACAUGUCUCCUGAUCUACGACAAGACUUCAAUAUGAUGGAGCAGAGGAAGCGAGUUACUCAGAUUCUGCAGAGUCCUGCCUUUCGGGAAGACCUGGAAUGCCUCAUUCAAGAACAGAUGAAGAAAGGCCACAACCCAACUGGAUUACUAGCAUUACAACAGAUUGCAGAGUACAUCAUGGCCAGUUCAUUCUCAGGCUUUUCUUCACCUCCUCUGAGUCUUGGCAUGGUCACACCUAUCAAUGACCUUCCUGGUGCAGAUACAUCCUCAUACGUGAAGGGAGAAAAACUUGCUCGCUGUAAACUCGCCAGUCUGUACAGACUUGCAGAUUUGUUUGGAUGGGCACACCUCGCAAACACAUACAUCUCAGUAAGAAUAAGUAAAGAGCAAGACCACAUCAUCAUAAUCCCUAGAGGCCUCUCUUUUUCUGAAGCCACAGCCUCCAAUUUGGUGAAAGUCAAUAUAAUAGGAGAAGUGGUGGACCAGGGAAGUACUAAUUUGAAAAUUGACCAUACAGGAUUCAGUCCCCAUGCUGCAAUUUAUUCAACACGUCCUGACGUGAAGUGUGUGAUACACAUCCAUACUCUUGCUACAGCAGCUGUGUCCUCCAUGAAGUGUGGAAUCCUUCCAAUUUCUCAAGAGUCCCUUAUCCUGGGAGAAGUUGCCUAUUAUGACUACCAAGGAUCACUUGAUGAAGAAGAGGAAAGAAUUGAACUACAGAAAGUUCUGGGGCCAAGUUGUAAGGUGCUGGUACUCAGGAAUCAUGGUGUAGUAGCACUUGGAGAAACACUUGAGGAGGCUUUUCAUUAUAUUUUUAAUGUGCAGAUGGCCUGUGAGAUUCAGGUUCGAGCAAUAGCCGGGGCAGGUGGAAUAGACAAUCUGCUUGUACUGGAUCUUCAGAAGUAUAAAACUUUCACUCAUGGCGUAGCAACAUCUGGAGGAGGCGGUGUAAAUAUGGGUUCUCAUCAGAAAUGGAAGAUUGGCGAGAUAGAGUUUGAAGGGCUGAUGAGGACUCUGGACAAUUUGGGCUACAGAACAGGCUAUGCGUAUAGGCAUCCUCUCAUUCGAGAGAAGCCUCGGCACAAGAGUGAUGUAGAAAUCCCAGCUACUGUGACUGCUUUCUCCUUUGAGGAUGACACAGUGCCGCUGUCUCCUCUCAAGUACAUGGCUCAGAGGCAACAGCGUGAAAAAACAAGAUGGCUGAAUUCACCAAAUACUUACAUGAAAGUCAAUGUGCCAGAGGAAUCUCGGAACGGGGAAACUAGUCCCAGGACCAAAAUCACAUGGAUGAAAGCAGAGGACUCCUCUAAAACUAGUAGUGGGACACCUAUCAAAAUUGAAGAUCCCAACCAGUUUGUCCCUUUAAACACAAACCCGAAUGAGGUGCUAGAACGGAGAAAUAAGAUUCGGGAACAAAACCGAUAUGAUUUGAAAACAGCAGGACCACAGUCUCAGUUGCUUGCUGGAAUUGUUGUGGACAAGCCUCCUUCUACCAUGCAAUUUGAAGAUGACGAUCUUGGCCCACCAGCUCCUCCUAACCCAUUCAGUCAUCUCACAGAAGGAGAACUUGAAGAGUAUAAGAAGACAAUCGAAAGAAAACAGCAAGGACUGGAAGAUGCUGAACAGGAAUUACUCUCAGAUGACGCUUCAUCUGUUUCACAAAUUCAGUCUCAAACUCAGUCUCCGCAAAAUGUCCCUGAAAAAUUAGAAGAAAACCAUGAUCUAUUUUCCAAGAGUUUCAUCUCCAUGGAAGUGCCUGUCAUGAUCGUAAAUGGCAAAGAUGAUGUGCAUGAUGCUGAAGAUGAGCUUGCUAAGCGAGUGAGUAGAUUAACUACGAGCACGACCAUCGAGAACAUCGAGAUUACAAUCAAAUCGCCAGAAAAAAUUGAAGAAGUCCUGUCACCCGAUGGCUCACCUUCAAAAUCACCAUCCAAGAAAAAGAAGAAAUUCCGCACUCCUUCUUUUCUGAAAAAGAACAAAAAAAAGGAGAAAGUUGAAGCCUAAGUAGUCUUUUUGUAAUUACUAUUAUGAUGUGACAUUGCACAUUUAAAUACCACGUUUAAGUUGAUCAUUAAUAUACAGUGGUAGAUCAGAUUAGAGGUAUGUAGUAAACUGGACUUUAAAAACUGGAAAGAGGUUUUACUAAAAGAAAAACAUUAUGAAAAAGCUUUCAAAUUCAUCUCUCUUUUUAUAUGUCCAAAAAUGGCUUUCAGUUUUUAAUCAGCUGCUAGUUUAAAUUGGCUCUAUCCUCAUGAAAUACAGUUCAUCACUAACAGAUACCUGUCUGGGUUAUUUCAGACCUUCUCCAUUAGCAUAGUAUCUGUUAGAAAGAAAUUGCCAAUGAACAAGUGAGAAUUUUUACUUCUCAAUACCUACUUCACUUGGUAAUCAAAUUAUAAUUUUAUCGUGGUUAUCAACCAUGACUUUUGGGUCCCCAUUGUUACAAUGGGCAUUAAUAGAAUGCUUUAAAAGCUUCUAACACAAGAAUCUGUAGCAUUAGUAUACACUGGCACAUAAUUUUUUUAAAAAGUUUUAAGAAAAGAUUUGUUUGGAAUUUUAUUCAUAGUCUAAAAUUUCCUCACCUGAAGUAACUUUGUUUGCCAAAAAAAUCAUUUUAAUAAACUAUAAUUUUUGAAAGAAUUCCUUUUUAUUAGUUUAGAAAGCCCCUUAUUUUUCAUAGAGGGGAUUUUGUACACAUAACAUGAGUUAUUUAGUUUAACUCUGGCAAAAACAAUUUUUGUAUGUUGAGAUGUUUGUAUACCAUUCAGUAUAAGAGUGUCAUAUGCAUCUUAGCCAAUCAUUUAACAGUAGCGCAUGUUGGAGCUGCUUGGUACUGAGUGUAAUUCAAGAAUCCAGGGACAUGACAUCAAAAGGGCAUAUAAAGCUACAUCUAGACUCAUAUUUGAACCUUAUAAUGUAUUUUUCUCUUAGUAUUGCUAAUGAAUGAAGAACAUCUCAUAAGGCAACCAAAUGAAAAGACUGAAAGGGAAAGGGAAAACUGAAGGGAACUAGCGACAGAAUGUGAAAGAACUCUAGUUUGGUAGUAAUGUGUAUUCGCAGUAGAAUAUAUAGUUUGAUCUAUUGAAAACAAGUCCCAAAUUUCCAAAAUCUUGUUUCUCUGCCAAAAUCAUGUCUUGGUUGAUGUUUGAGUUUUAAAGGAGUUAAAUCCUUCUAACAUAGACUUUUAGAGGGCAGCAUUAGAAUAAAUCGGUAGGCCUAAUCCCACCCAUGAGAAAACUACCACUUCUUAAUUUUUGCAAACUUUAAAUUUUUCUUUUCAGUUAGCUUCCUUUCUAAUGUAAAUACAAAUUUAAACUUAGGCUUAAUAUAGUUUUCUCCAUUUUCCCAAGUGAUGUCACAAAUCAGUGUAAAAUCAAUGAUCCAAAAUAGUGAGUAAAAAUAAGAGGGUGAGUCGGCAUGCAAAACAUUACAUUGACUACAGUGUGCUCUGUGUAUGGUGACACAAAGUUGAAACAGAGCCCAGAAACGUCAUUAUGACUCUUACUAACUACUGGAAUCUCUUAGUGGAAACUUUCAGUUGCUGAAUUGUGUAUUUGAGGAUUAUUUUAUGUUUUACAUCAUUUAUGUUGUAUUACGAUGUAUGUAGAAACAGUAACCUGUGAGCCAUGCUUUUCCAUAACUUUUUAAAAAUAUAUAUAUCUAAAUGAAUGCAAUGUGCAUAAAUAUUUUUAAACGGUAAACUAUUGCACCUUUUGCUAAUGCCUCUAUUUACUUGCUUUGGCAUAAUGAAUGAGCCAAUGAACCUCUGUGUCCUGUGGAAAAAAAUGUAUAAAAGUUAUCUGAUAUUGCUCUUAGAUGUAUGCUAAUUAAUGUUAAAUCACAAAUAAACAAUAUUUUAAAUAUA
Molecule: messenger RNA, 4318 nt
Organism: Nannospalax galili (Upper Galilee mountains blind mole rat)
Lineage: Eukaryota; Metazoa; Chordata; Mammalia; Rodentia; Spalacidae
Gene: Add3
Product: adducin 3
Exons: 15
Coding region: 337-2457 (706 amino acids)
Biological process (GO): barbed-end actin filament capping
Cellular component (GO): postsynaptic density; plasma membrane; cytoskeleton
Molecular function (GO): actin filament binding
Source: RefSeq, a predicted model, not a curated record